This is a messenger RNA of Elgaria multicarinata webbii, 2867 nucleotides long. Its product is annotated as rho-related GTP-binding protein RhoG-like. The record is from RefSeq and is a predicted model, not a curated record. Bases 346 to 957 code for a protein of 203 amino acids. Gene Ontology annotation, molecular function: GTPase activity; protein kinase binding; GTP binding. Gene Ontology annotation, biological process: small GTPase-mediated signal transduction; engulfment of apoptotic cell; cortical cytoskeleton organization. Gene Ontology annotation, cellular component: cell projection; cytoskeleton; cytoplasmic vesicle. Lineage: Eukaryota; Metazoa; Chordata; Lepidosauria; Squamata; Anguidae. The transcript has 3 exons.
GGUUUCCUACUGCCGGAUACAGCUUCAGUUCGACCGGCGGCGGCGGCGGCGGUUGUAGCUCCCGGGAGAGCGCGCGGGGCCUGAGAAAGCCUCCAUGUCUCUGGUGGUAGCUCAGAGAGGAAAUGUUCUGAGCUUCCAUCACAGGUGCUAUAUUCUAAGCUCUUGUUGAUCUAAGACUGCUGGAAUGGAUCCUAGACCGUGGUGGAACAGCUGGCAGACAGUUUUAACGCAGCAAAGUAGAAGACUUUCAACUUGUAGACUCUCUUCUGUGUUGCUCUAGCUUUAUUGGUAGAGAACCAAAGUUAAGACUGCACAAGAAUACUGGAAAAGACUGAACAGCUUAUUAUGGAGUGCCAGGACUCUUCCCUUCAAAGCAAAAGAAUGCAGACCAUCAAGUGCGUGGUCGUUGGAGAUGGUGCUGUGGGAAAGACCUGCCUGCUCAUCAGCUACACCACAAACGCAUUCCCCGAGGAAUAUAUCCCCACAGUGUUUGAUAACUACAGCGCUCAGAUGACUGUGGAUGGCAGGGUGGUUAGCCUGAAUCUCUGGGACACGGCGGGCCAGGAGGAAUAUGACCGCCUGCGCACCCUUUCCUAUCCUCAGACCAACGUGUUCGUCAUCUGCUUUUCCAUCGGGAGCCCAUCCUCGUACGCAAACGUGCGGCACAAGUGGCACCCCGAGGUGUCUCACCAUUGCCCGAACGUGCCGAUUCUUCUCGUCGGCACCAAGAGGGACUUGAGAAGCAAUGUGGAGAUGGUGAAAAAGCUGAAGGAGCAGAGCCUGGGCCCCACCACCCCGCAGCAGGGGACGUCGCUGGCCAAACAGAUUGGAGCGGUCAAAUACUUGGAAUGCUCAGCGCUGAACCAGGAGGGGGUGAGAGAAGUGUUUGCUGAAGCUGUGCGCGCCGUUUUGUAUCCUGUGACAAAGAAGAACUCCAAGAAGUGUCUUCUGUUGUAGUCGUCACGGCAAGCGGAGCAAAGACCGUGGGCUUGGGAUGUUUGCAGGUCGCCUCCUUAAUCUAAUUGCAUCUUGCACUAAUGGCUUUAAAGAGAGAUUUCUGACAGCAAGGACUCCUGCAGUUCGGGGGGCCAGUUCCAGCGGACUGAAACAGACACCUUGAUUCCAGGUUUAAUGCCUGCCAAAUUCACAGUGUCUCUGCUUAUGUCGCUCUCCGUUGCUUCAGUGAAGGAGAGCUGCAGUUGGGAGGCCGUCCUUCAAAGCCGGUUGCUUUCCCUGCUAUAGAAACCUAAGAUAUGGUCCUUCUGAAAGAGACGACAGUUUUGCUUUACAUGUCCCUUGCUUUCUCUAGCCACUUCAUCGCCAGUCAGCUGUCCUGAGUGCAGACAGGGUUGUGCCUUCCCAAAAACCAAGUCAAUUUGUUGUAGAGCAUUGAAGGACACUUUCUGAAUUUUAAAAUGGCGCCACUGUGGUGAGGCCCAGCAUGUAUCAUGUAUAAUAAAAGACAUCAGAAACCGAGAGGGAUGAGCAGCUCCUAAGAGCUUUUUAAAUGAGAUCCAAGCUAGGCUGCGCCCUUCUUCACUGGGUUCGUUGCAGGUCUGCAGUCUAGUUCUGGGAUCGUGAGUUAGUCCCUUGGGCGUUCAAGGUUGGAUAAUUUCUGUGUCUGCUUUGGAGGCUGCCCCUCCAGUAUGUCAGUAAGCCAAGGCAUUCUUUCAAAAGCUCAUUUCCCCCCACCCAACCACCUAGGUUGGGCUUGUACUGUACAAGAUGAGAUUUCUCAACUUGGCAAAAGAGCGCUUCAUUCUAAGAUGAUACUCUUGUCAUGCCUGCUGUAGGAAGAGACCCCCAAUGGCACUUCUUCCUGGCCACUAACCCCCACAUGGAUAAGACCAUGCCUCUCCAUUUGAGGCCUUGAUUACUGUGCCCAGCUAUGCCACAGGUACCCUUAAAGAAACGCUGAAUUGGCUGGCCUUGAUGUUCUUCAGGCACCUUGAGAGUUCGUCUGCAUCAGCACUGUAGCGUGCCCCUCCUUUGCCAAAUGCCAUGAUUGGCCUUAAAUCUUGAGAAUGUGGCCUUGGCAGAGACUUGCGUGCUGCACAGGAGGAGGUCUCAUUUGCUCAGUGCCCCCCUCUCUCUUUUAAUUUGCCAAUGCUACAAAGCAGUAUUUCUGUGCCUUCUCAUGGUUGCUAUUUCCCCUUUCUGCAGGUAAAGGUCAAUAACUUCUUGCCUUAGAAACAUUCAAGUGUGAAUGCUAUUAAAGUGCCGCUCUGGUUUGUUACUAGUUUAAAUCUCUCUGGGGCACUGGUACCCAAUAUAGAUGCGUAUAAGCAGGGUUUAACUUUCACUGAACUAUUAACUUUCCCUUCUUGAAAAGGAAUUAUGCAAGAUUUUUUUUUUAACACGCACCUCUAUCUAGCAUCAUGAAUGAUUUCAUCUAGUGGCAUUAAGGAACUAUACUUAAGUAUGGCCAAGUCCUCUUUCUUGACAAGGACAGCUUAUUUAUUUAAUAAACAAGUUUGCGAACAGCAGUUCUGAGGAAGUGUGAUGAGAAGUUUGUGCCAUGGUGCAACCUAGGGAGAAAAUAAUGCUGAGAAGUAGAAUUCUGUCCCCCCUUUUUUUGCUUGACCCCAUUCUGAAAUGAAUUAGCUAUGUUUUUAUAGGAUGAUAGUAAUGGUUGUGGCCUGCUGUGCAUCAGUGGAGAGGAAACUUUGCCUGAAUUUAGAAUCAUAAUACUUGUGAGCUGCCCUGUGUUGCUGCCAACAAGAUGCUCAAGUAAUGGAACUGGACCGAUAACUUAGACCAGGUGCAAAUCUAGCAUCCUCGUCACGGGUAAACCAAAUUUGCACCUAGAAGUCAAUGGGAGUUGAGACUAAUGUGACGGAAUUACUAUAAUUAAACUAUGGUGUUCU